Paramecium sonneborni is the source of this 1476-nucleotide messenger RNA. Lineage: Eukaryota; Ciliophora; Oligohymenophorea; Peniculida; Parameciidae. The record is from the annotation of a GenBank genome assembly.
AUGUCUGAAAAUGCAAUGAGAAUAGAUCCGACGAUUUGUAUUCAAUAAAAUUAUAUAGUGAUUCAAAAAAUCAUCAGAGAAAAUACAUAUUUAACAGAAAUAGAUAAUAAGCUCGAAAACGAUGAAUUUCAUAAUCCACUAAAUGUAGAAGAAUCUUAAUCUUAAUUAGUGGAUUCAAUUUUUGGAAGUUGUAAUAUCAAAUCUCAAAAAGGUAUUAGAUAAAUAGAAAUGAAUAUAGCAAGUAAAAUGAUGAGUUCCUCUGGAAAUGCUAAGUAAAUUUCUAAUUUACAAUAUGGUUCUCUAUUUAGAAGUGGUGUUUCUAAUUAUACAGUUUCAGAUGAAGAUGAAAUUUAAAACAAUACAGAAGAGAAUAAAGAUUUCAAAUAAUCAAAUUCUUAGAUUUAGAUUGAUGAUGCAAAUAUUCUCAAACCUCCAGAAUUGAAAAGUUAUACAAAUAACAUAUGUUCUGAAGAUCUAAACUAAAAAUGUCGAAUUCUUGAAUUAAGUUUGGAAGCUGAAAGAAAUAAAAAUUAAGAAUUAAAUUGUAUUAUUUUAUCAUUAUUUCAGAAAUAAUUCUAUGUCAAAAUGAAAGGAUUUAAGAACUCACAGAAAUAGAAAAAGCUGCUUAUGAAUAAAUGGAUAGUAGACUUAAAGAAAUUUCAGAGUUGUAGGCUAGGAAUAUUUGUUUAGAAGCUUAAUUACAAGAAUUAAGAGAAAGUCAAGAAAAAGAAUAAAGUAAUUAUCUUUAAAUAUAAUUAAUUUAGAAAAAAGAUUAAAAGGAUUUAUGGAUUCUAAUAAUACAUCAUAAAUGAAUGCAAUGUUAUGUAAUUAUUUAAUUUCAUUUUUAGAAAUUAAAGAAAAACAAAUUUAAUUAUUACAAGGCUAAUUAAGUAGUCUUAGAGCAGCUACUUAAUAUAGAUCUUAAGGAAGUUAUCAUAGUGCUUAAAGUCAUGAUAAUAUUGAAGAAAACAAAGUUGUAAAUCAUAUAAUAAACAAUACCAAUCAUAAUUAGAUUAUCAUCUAAAAUGAAAUAUUUUCUAAAGAAAUGUCUUCCCUCCUCUAAAAACCAAAAACAUCAACUCCUAAAAAAUAAUAAAUUAUUAAUUAGGAUAUUUAAUCCACUUAAAGUUCAAAAAAAUGUCUUCAUCACAAUAAGUAAAAUUCCAAAGAUUCAAUAACUUAACCAACCUCAUGGCUAGAUCAUUUAUAAAAAAAAAAUAAUGACUAACUCAAAAAAUUAUAAAGCUAACUAUCAGAAAAAGAAUUAAACUAAACGAAUUUGAACACUUCUAUUAAUAAUAAUGUAAACAAAUAUAUGCAUGCCGAUCGUAUAUCAUAAAUUUAUAUUUAUUAGUCAAAAUAAUUAAGGUAAAUAGCCCUGCAUUUUAAAGAAAAACUAGUUACUAAUUAGCAUCUAAUAAUGAUGAUCAAGAACAACAAAAUUUUAUUAAAUUGCAUAAUUUAUAGAAAAAAUGA